AUGGCUUCUCACGGUAACGACUCUGAGGCAGAGGAGUUCCUGUGGAGCUUGGGUGUUGGAGCCUCGCUCCCACCCUGGUUACAAGACCUGCGCCACAAACAGCGGCAUCAGGGCCUCAAUCAGGGCCUCGUAUGCCCAGUGUCCGGCUCGCGCAGCGAGGAGCGCCCAGGCAUCGGGCCGCAACGUGAGAGCACCCUGCGCCGGACCGGACCAUCCAGGCUGACUUGCGAUGACAAAGAUACGAGCGAUGUGCAGGAAGUCUCAGACCCAGCGAGAACUGCUACGAGCCCAAGACGGGUUCACGCAGCAGCGGAGAGCUCCAGCCUGAAGGACUGGCUACUGAGCCUUGAUCAUUCCGGUUUCCUUGUGCAGUACCAUGACAACAUUGCUAGCAAGCUGGACAGCGUGACACAAGUUGUUGCGACCUACAUGAAGGACUCUGGAGAAGUCGAUUCUCAGUUCUUUGAAGACGCCGGGGUCACGAAACUAGGACACCGCCGCCUUUUCCAGAAAUGGUUCCGGGAGAAUCGCUUGGCUCAAGGCUUCCUCUCCGGGCCGCAUUACAGCACAUUGCGCAUAUCGGUGCGCACAUGUCAUUGCUGGAAUGCUGGACUCGCCUGA
Symbiodinium natans is the source of this 621-nucleotide messenger RNA. NCBI's taxonomy places the organism in Eukaryota, Dinophyceae, Suessiales, Symbiodiniaceae. The record is from the annotation of a GenBank genome assembly.